AUGCAUUUCACUGCUCUUUUGACUUGUGUGGGUCUGCUUUCCACCGUUGUGUCUGCAGUUCCCCAUAGACUCCGCAGACGUGCCACCACUGGCCAGAAUGUUGUCUACUGGGGUCAGAAUGGCGGCGGCACCAUUGAGAACAAUGAUCUGUCCACCUAUUGUAGCUCAACUGCUGGUAUUGAUAUAGUUGUUCUUUCCUUCCUUUACGAGUAUGGCAACGGAAACGAAAUUGCAUCCGGCAUCAUUGGCCAGUCUUGCAGUAUCUCGACUAGCGGCGAGGGUUCGCAAUGUGACGAUCUUGCUGCUGCCAUCACAACUUGCCAGAACAAUGGUGUCAAGGUUAUUCUUUCCCUUGGUGGGGCCGUUGGCGCAUACUCCCUGUCCUCGCAGGAAGAGGCUGAAACGAUCGGCCAAAACCUGUGGGAUGCAUAUGGAAAUGUCGGCAGUGGCACUGUUCCUCGACCCUUCGGUACCUCUUUCGUCAACGGCUGGGACUUCGAUAUUGAGGCGUCAAGUGGAAACCAGUACUACCAAUACAUGAUCAGCACGCUCCGAUCAAACUUUGCUUCUGACAGCGCCAACACCUAUUACAUUACAGGUGCUCCACAGUGCCCCAUCCCGGAGCCUAAUAUGCAGCAGAUCAUCACCACUUCUCAAUUUGAUUAUCUCUGGGUCCAGUUCUACAAUAACCCUGGAUGCUCUACCAACGGUGCUAUCAACUACGAUGACUGGGUCUCAAAUGUCGCCGGAACCCCAUCUGCUGAUGCUAAGAUCUUUAUUGGUGUGCCUGCUGCCCCUGACGGCGCCACCGGCACAGCUAGCGGCGCGCAAUACUACCUGGAGCCAACUGCACUUGCUACUUUGGUCGGAAAAUACAGCUCGAACCCCGCCUUUGGUGGUAUCAUGAUGUGGUCCGCCGGUUUCUCCGAUUCGAACGUUAAUAACGGAUGCACUUAUGCCCAGGAGGCUAAGAGCAUUCUUACCACUGGCUCCGCCUGCUAA
Molecule: messenger RNA, 1002 nt
Organism: Penicillium angulare
Lineage: Eukaryota; Fungi; Ascomycota; Eurotiomycetes; Eurotiales; Aspergillaceae
Product: glycoside hydrolase family 18 protein
Exons: 1
Coding region: 1-1002 (333 amino acids)
Biological process (GO): carbohydrate metabolic process
Cellular component (GO): extracellular region
Molecular function (GO): chitinase activity
Source: RefSeq, a predicted model, not a curated record